This is a messenger RNA of Pantherophis guttatus, 6475 nucleotides long. It is a transcript of the gene ADNP2, whose product is annotated as ADNP homeobox 2. Gene Ontology annotation, cellular component: nucleus. The record is from RefSeq and is a predicted model, not a curated record. Gene Ontology annotation, biological process: regulation of gene expression. Gene Ontology annotation, molecular function: DNA binding. Lineage: Eukaryota; Metazoa; Chordata; Lepidosauria; Squamata; Colubridae.
GAAGAGGAAGAAGAGGAAGAGGAGGAGGAGGAGGAGGAGGAGCGGCGCCGGCGGCACCGGGCGAGGUUGCAACGCGUCCGCCCGCCUCGGGGAGUCGCAGUCGAGGAACGGAGCAGGCAGGCAGCGGGCGCCCCCUGCAGCCGGGACAGGCAGUUUGACAUGUUUCAAAUUCCUGUGCAAAAUCUUGAUAAUAUAAGACGAUCUCGAAAGAAAGUGAAAGGUAUUCUUGUGGAUAUUGGACUUGACAGCUGUCAAGAGUUACUUCAGACUCUGAAAAGUUUUGAUCCAGGAGAAAAAUAUUUCUCUAGUACUUCAUGGAAUGAUGUAUCUCAUUGGGACAGUGUUGCUAAAAGAAAGAGAUACAGAACAAAUCCAUAUUGCUGCAGCUUGUGCAAAUUUUCAUCAAAAUUUCUUAAUUCUUUCAAAAAUCACCUGACUCGCUACCAUGAAGAUGAAAUGGAUCAAGAGUUAGUUGUUCCUUGUCCAGAAUGUUCAUUUGCUUCGCAUUCUAAGAUAGUAGGAAAACACCUCCGAAUGUUUCACUCCAAGAAGAAAAUACAAAAUUAUAAUGUGAGUGGUGGUAUGAAACAAUUCCGGAAUGAUGCAGUAAACUUUGUAUGCCAGAAGUGUCAAUUUUCUGACAUGCUCUACUACAAUACAAAGAAACAUGUGUUGGUAAGCCAUUUUCAAAAUCUAAUAAGCACAUAUUUUGAGGAGAGGCCUGAUGACAGCGAAGAGAACUUUACUGAUCACUACUGUAAAAAGUGUAAUGCUUUUGCAAAUAGCCGGGAUUCUUUAAUAUAUCAUGUCUUAACCUCUGAAGUACAUAAAGAUCUGGAGAACAUAUUGGGACGUGUAAUUUCAGUUCAGCCUAAAAAAACAGGACAAAUGAAAUCACUGCAGAUUAUCAAUAUUGCUCCCAAGCCGUCUACAAUCAAUACUGUUUCACAACUGAUUCCUACCUCUGUAGGAUCAAAUUCUACACCACGUUUUCAACUUCCACUUCCAUCAGUUAAUCAGAAUCAAAAUACGGUGCCGACAAAAGCAGUUCAUAACGUGGUUGCACCUUUGAGCGUUUCAGGUAGCGCCAAUACUAUGACAGCUUCGACUUCUGCUGACCGGUUACAUAUUGCCCUUCUUUCUGGUUCUCGCCCAGCAAAUCAGAAUAGUGCUGGUCUUCAGCCUGGAGUUUCCCAACCAGUCUUUGUUUCUCAUCGUUUCCCCUUAAAACAGCCAGUAAGACCCAGAGUUCUUUGCUUAAAUCAACCCACAGGAAACAUAAGCAGAGCUGUUCCUCCAGGAGUCAUUUCUUUCACUCGACCUAUCAGGCCUUCUGUGCUUCCUGUAGGUAAUCAAUCAGUCAGAACUAUCAGCAAUCCAAUUAUGCCAGGGCCUGGUCCUAUUCCCGUUAACAGGCCUUCGUCACCUGGCAUCCUUGCUGUAAAUCGGCCUAUUGGCAGUGGGCCUGGUGUUCUUCCAGUUCCCCAAACAAUUACAUCGGGAGUUCUUCAGUUUAACCAUCCAGUCACACCAGGAGUUCUUCCUGUAAACCCAUCUGCUGGACCUGGGAUUGUACAGUUUAAUCAGCCUGUUACACCAGAGGUUAGACCUGGAGUGUCUCAAAAUGCUACUUUACUUGCCACUGGACCUGUGCUCAGACAGUUAAUUCCAACUGGCAAACAAGUCAAUGGAAUACCUACAUACACUCUUGCACCAGUUUCUGUGACUUUGCCUGGGCCACCAGGUGGUGGGGUGGCAACGGUUCCACCGCCUCUGGUACCUGUUCAGUUGAUGCCAUCUGGCCCAGUUGCCCAGCUGUCUCAGGGUCCUGCUACUGUGCCAUCUCCUGUUGCAGUAAGUUCUACAAAUACUCUUACCAAGACUUCUCCAACCAGUACUGCAAUGAAUCUAGUUCUUAAACAGGCUAAGCAAUGGAAGACUUGCCCUGUUUGUAGUGAGCUUUUCCCAUCAAAUGUCUAUCAAGUACACAUGCAAGUGGCCCACAAAUGUAGCACAUCUAAGACGGAGAUGACUUGUGAAAUAGACAAAGUUGCUGUCUGUGCACCUUUUCUGAGGUGGCUAAAAGAUAAGACGGUGCGAUGUUUUUCUUGUAAAUGCUUUCUAACUCAGGCAGAGCUUUUAAAACAUAUUUUUAUCCAUGGGUUAAGUUGCCUCUUCUGCACCAGUAUUUUCUAUGAUUUAAAAUGCCUUGUGACACACACACAAACUGCGCAUAAUGGAAAGAAGGAACUGCACUCAGAUUAUGAUGAUAAAGGGUUUCAGCUUGCGAGGGAUUCUGAAGGUCAGCUAGUAUUCCCUCAUUUUGACUUCAGUAUAACUUCGAAAGAAUUUUGUGAAAGAGAAGUGCAUCUUGUUGUACUCGCUGGUGUAAAUUCAAGGACACUUAUUCCUUUGUAUAUCAAACUGCAACAAGAGGAUGCUGAAAUGAGCAGCGAGAACAAGAAAGUUUCUACUUGCCCUUUUUGUUACGAUACUUUCACUAGCACAGAUGCUUAUGAAAUGCACUUGAAAGAGCAGCAUCACAUCAUGCCAACUGUGCACACCAUUUUGAAGACUCCUGCUUUUAAAUGUAUCCACUGCUGUGGAGUAUACACUGGCAACAUGACUCUGACAGCUAUAGCUGUGCAUUUGCUUCGAUGCCGUAGUGCUCCUAAAGAGACCUCGCCAGCUAUGAAGAUGCAGGUUGACCUUGAUGAGAAGCAGGAUCUACCCCUUAUGAAUGGGGAGAACCAUGAGGAUGCUUCUCUUUCAGCCAAGAGGAAGCAGUCUGAUCAUCUUUAUGCUGCUUCUGUUUCAGAAGACCAAAGCGAUGAGGAUCCGCCGUUCUUCAUUAUAAAUAAUGGUACAGCCCAAAUUCCAGUAAAGGAGGUGAAUCGUGUGCCUUCGAAACGACAAAAGUCUGAUCAUAAAACUGAAACCAAGGGAGAGACUUCAGUUGAAGAUCUUCAUCUGUUGGUUUUGAAUCCGAAGCCAUUCCAACAAAGCUCAAAUGAAGUCCAAAAAAGGUUUCUUGCAGAUUAUUUUCACAAGAAGCCAUAUCCCAGUAAAAAGGAACUAGAAUUGCUGUCAUCCAUGCUACGUGCAUGGAAAGUGGAUGUUGCAUCAUUUUUUGGGAGAAAGAGAUACUUCUGCCUAAAGGCAAUAAAAAACGUUAAGCCAUCUGUGCUUUUGGGCUUUAGUAUGUCAGAACUUAAAAAUGUAAAGCACAAUUUGAAUUUAAAAUGUAAAUUGGAGGAUGUAUAAUUUUUUUUAAAAAAAGUAGUCCUGAUAUCAGGCAACCAAGACUGCAUAUUACAUCAGAAACUAUUCCACUUAAUUUUUUUGUAAUAUUAAAAUAUUACUGUUCUUUGGCUAUAUUUGCAUACAGUAGUAAAUUAGAAUUACAAAAAAAUAUUAUCAUUCACAAGCAUUUUUACUUUGUCCAAUCAGUCCUUUGUUCUGUCCAUCACUAACACUGACUAUAAUAAGAAAUCAGCAAGAAGAAAUCUCCUUUUAGGUAAACACAGGUUACUAUAGUUCUGACUAGUGGAUGGUACCAAGGUUGAGUCACAGGGCAAUGUGCUGCUCCUGAAUGAUAAACUAGAUUUUUUUAGAAUCAUAGCUCACUAUUUUGUGUGAACACAAUCAGUGCUGUGGGGGUGUAUUUCAGAAUACCUGAAGUUCUAGUUCCUUUUGUUCUGUUUUGUUCCCUUGCUUAUGAUGUAGUUUUGUCCAUGGGAUUUUAUACAAUUGUGUAACAAAUUUCUAGAUUUUUUUUUUUGAAAAAAACAAUUGCUUCUAAAAAAAAUAAAGUGUAUAGUUUUGGUAACAUAUCAAAAUUGGUUAGAUGAUUAUAACAGUGUAAAAGAAUCAUCCCCUCUGUUUAAAAUUAAGAUGCUUGGCUUUCAAUAUGACCUUAUCACACUUUAAAAUGUUCAAACUUGGCAGUGUAUAGCCAGUACCAAAUGCAAAAAUACUGAUAUUAAAACACUUAUUUGCUCCUGUAGGUACAAUGGUACACAUGAGAUAAUUUCAAAUGCUGUUUCUGAAUUUCUCCUUAGUAAGAAAUUCUAGAUCUUUCAAGUAUUGGUAAUGCAUCUUGGAUUAAAUAAAGUUAGGAGCUACCUGUUCAAUUAAGAUGUAUUUGUCUUCCUCAUAUACCCCAAAUAUGCUACUAUAAUUCUUAAUUAUGCCAUUCUUGCUACAGAAUUCUGUGAGGUGAAGCUCAUGUAUUUGGAAGGUGUCCAGGUUGGAAAAAUUGAUGUAGACUAAAAUGGCUGUCUAGAGCUAACUUUACUUAAUGCUGUAGCUUGCUGCGAGCAUUCUAGUUUGCAUUUUGUUCCAGAAAGGUAUAGGUAUUGCAUUCAUGACUGUUAAUCCCUUGUGCUGACAAAUAGUCAAGAACAAUAUUGGAAAUAAAUUCUUGACACUUUGCUAUCUUGCUGUGAAGACUGCCUUGGAAUAUGGGAUUAAAGACAACUUCUUCAGCAAUCUAGUGUGGGAAUAUGUUGCAUUGCGAUUGAUACACACAUGUGUACAUGUGAAAAAAUGCUUGCCAUUUAUAAGCUUUGGGUUAUUUUUCUUCAAAAUGCAGAGUGAAAACUUCUGCCAUAGUGGUCAAUGGUUUGAUACUAUGAAUAGAUAAUAGUUUUGUCUAAAAUUAUUCAAGAGAUAAGCCUGUUAGACAUUUUAAAACAAAAAUACAGCUAAAGCUGUUAGCAGUUUUAUUACUACUUUUUAAAAUAUGUUGGGGCAGUGGAUGAUUGAACAGUUUCUAGAUCCAGGUUAGUCUUUAGCCCCUAGAAGAUAACUAGCUAUUCAUUUGAACAGCAUAGCUUAUUACUGCCCUAUCAGAGAACAUUUUGGUUGCAGACUUUACAGUGCAUUUUAGUUAUUAAAAACGUUUCUUAUGGCAAGACUUGUUUUGCCGAAAUUGCAUGUAACUAAUUGCAAUUUAAGCACUUGCAUUGCAGGCUGUUUAGAUUUCUAUAAUUGGCAGAGAAUUGUAAUAGGGUUUACUGGUUUGGUUUCUGUUCUUUCACGAAGCCUCAUUUUCUAGGAGUUAUGUCAAGGCAGAGAUAUUUAAAUAUAAUUUAUUAUUGCUGGAGAUAUAGAAACUGAAAGGUCACACCUGUACUAGAACUGAUAAUUAUGUAGCAGGAAUGAAGGUCUUGGAAGACCUGGCCACCGAAAGCAAGAAUAGUUUUCAUGGCUCCCACUUCAUCUUUCAGGAUUAUUGAGAGAAAUAUUAGAUUCUGAAGUGAAGAAUAACAUUGACUAAACGUAUAUACUAUGCACAAAAUAAAAGUACUGCAGCCAAUUAAAGAUAAGACAACUACCUGCUCUGGAAGAUGGUAGAUUCCAAGAUUAAACUGAGGGGAGUUUAAACUGUUAUUUGGUCAAAAUUCAUACAGUAUAAAGUCUUAUUUUUAGAAAAGGAGAAUGAAUACACUUAUUGUCAUUGCUAUUGUUACUGUAUUUUAAAACUACUGUAUAACUGUUUGAUUACUUACCAACAUUGGAAAUGGAGUUGUUACAAUAGUAGUGCUUUUGCUUAAGAGUUUCCUGCAUUUCAUUUUAAUUAUUUGUAUCCCACAUUAUUUUUACAAAUAACUCAAGGUGGCAAAUAUAUCUAACAUGCCUUCCUCCCCCUAUUUUCCUCACAUCAACAACCCUGUGAAUUGGGCUGAGAGUGACUGGCCCAAGGUUACCCAGCUGGCUUUCACGGCAAAGGCGGGAUUAGAACUCAUGAUCUCCUGCUUUCUAGCACGAUGACUUAAUCACCACCAAACUGGUGUUCAUUUCUUUGCAAGUACUGGCUCAAAGUUAUGGAGGAGCAAAAUUAAUACAAUGUGGUAUCUGUGAAUUCAAACAUAGCUUUUGCAUCUGUGCUAUAUUGUAGUAAUUUACUAUAUACUGCUUCAGUGCUUAGCUAAUUGGUGGGAGCCCAACCUAGCCAGCAGCAAGUUAUAUGGACGGAUAGUUUUGCUCUAUACAUGUUUCUCAUUACAGUGAUAGGAUCUUGUUCCUUUUUUUAAUGAAACAACUCUGCAUUGAUUCUAUCUUAAUGAUGGCAUUCACCUCCAGUUAUAUACCUUGCUAGUAAUUCACAUAGAGGAAUCCAGAGGCCAGACUGAAAAAUUAUCUAUAAUUGUUUUUUGAGUGGUCAUCAGUAAAAUCACAUGAUACACUUUUCUUUCCUACAUUUAGUUUACUGAUUUAGGAGAGGUUGAAUAGUUUCUGAUGUAUGCACCGAUGUUAGUACUUUACCAUAUACCAUAUCAUUAGGUGCAAUGAACAGUUGCUUCCAUGUAAAAGGCUAUAUGGUCAGAUCUGAAAAUGAAAUUAAAUGCUUCAACUUGUUCUUAUACCAGAUAUGAUGGAUGUAUUCCCCUUGAAGUAAAACUUAAAAAGGCUUAAAUGAGUUAUAUUGUUACCCUUAGUAAGUGUAAAUUCAUAAAAACUAGAAUUCUGA